AUGACCACCUCCCAUCCUACAUCUUCCGAACGCUCAUUGCUGCCGUGCUUGACUUUACUCAUGCUUGCGGCAGUGACAGUCCAAGGAAUGUAUGUUGGACCGGCUAGUACCACCAGGGCAGCUUCGGCAGGCUCCGACAUCAAUCAUGCCGCAGGCGCUCUUAAGGCCCAAGAAGAGGGGCUUUUGACCGGAAAUCUAAGGAAAACAGACACCCCUUUGGUGCUUCCAGGCCCAAACCCAAUCAGCCAAAAGGAAGGAAUCCUACGACCCGAAGAAAAUAUCCUUCAAGGACCACCUUCCAAGCCCGCUGGAAAAAUACCAAAGAAAGAAACCCCAGGCAGAUUAACUCAAGCACUCGGAACCCUGAAAGAGCAUUCUUAA
Messenger RNA from Puccinia triticina, 381 nucleotides. RefSeq lists its product as uncharacterized. NCBI's taxonomy places the organism in Eukaryota, Fungi, Basidiomycota, Pucciniomycetes, Pucciniales, Pucciniaceae. The record is from RefSeq and is a predicted model, not a curated record. The transcript is spliced from 2 exons. The coding region runs from base 1 to 381 and encodes 126 amino acids.